AUGGAGAUUUCCAACAAUGCCGAGAGCCAGAGCAACCUCACUGACCGACACUAUGUCCGCUACGACGACCCUCGGGUGCAGCACAAGCCUGAGCACGAGGAUGAAGACAUCCAAGCCGUGGCGGAGAUGAUCAAUGAGAUCCAAAAGGCGCAAUGGAAUUCCCACCGCCACUGCUAUACGGGGACCCAUGCAAGAACACAGGGGAUCGUCAAGGGCACACUGAAAACCGAACCCAAUCUUCCUGCUCAUCUUAAACAGAGCUUGUUUGCGGAAGAGCGAGAAUGGCCUGUCUUGUGCAGGUACAGCAGUGAGCCUGGCGAUCCUGGUCUGGACGAUCGCAUUCCCCAGCCAAGAGGGUUUGCCAUGAAAGUGUUCGACGUCCACGGUGACUUCUUCGACACUGGGAAAGACAUUCCCACGCAAGACAUUGAAUUCAAUUCGACUCCGGCGCUCGACUUGGCAGAUGCAAAGACGACCAGGGAGAUCAUUGACCUCCGGAUCAAGUUCGGCAACAAUCAGCCAGAGCUCUACAAGCAACUGGAUGCCAGGAAGGAUACCGACCUGCAAAAGGCUCGAGACGCUGUGCGCAACACUCAUCUCGAGUCUACCAGGCAGUAUUCGCAGACUGCAUAUCGCUACGGCGACUACGUGAUCAAGUACUGCCUGGUCCCCAACAGCGAGACUCAAAAGAAACUCUACGAGGAAACGGUCAAGCCUACGGACGGCUCGGACAUCCUGCACAGGUGGUUGCAGAAUUUCCAUCGGAAACAUGAUGCCGAAUACUUGUUCCAGGUGCAGCUGUGCGAGAAUCUCGAGGACCAGCCUGUAGAAUAUGCUGGCAAAGUUUGGGAUCCGGAGGCGUAUCCAUGGCAGACUGUCGCUCGCCUCAAAGUCCCGAGGCAAGACAGCUUCAACUAUGCACUGAAGAAUUUCUGGGAGGACAGGUUGAGGCUAGACCCGUGGAUGGGCUUGAAGAGCUUGGAACCCCUCGGCUCUCCCAAUCGGUUGAGGAGGGUGGUUUAUCCAGCAAGCAGUGCGCUGAGGAGGAAAAUGAACGCCACCACGGAAUUCCACAUCAAGAGCCUUGAGGAACUUCCCGCUCAUUGA
This is a messenger RNA of Capronia coronata CBS 617.96, 1107 nucleotides long. RefSeq lists its product as uncharacterized. Gene Ontology annotation, molecular function: heme binding; catalase activity. Lineage: Eukaryota; Fungi; Ascomycota; Eurotiomycetes; Chaetothyriales; Herpotrichiellaceae. The record is from RefSeq and is a predicted model, not a curated record. The transcript is spliced from 4 exons. The coding region runs from base 1 to 1107 and encodes 368 amino acids.